AUGUCCGCCAAACCAGAGAUUGCGAAUAGAGUAUACAUUGGCAACGUCGACUACAAAGCCCAGGAAGACGAAUUGCGCCAGUUGUUCGCCGACUUGAACGUGACUGACGUCGAGAUCCCCAGCAAGACCGUCGAGACCCGUAAGGGUCCUUACCAGCGUAAGCUUGGGUUUGCCUUUGUUGAGUUUGCCCUGGACGCCGACGCCGACGCCGCCAUUGACCAGUUUAACGGCCACCAGUUCUUGCGCCGGAACAUCCUGAUCAAGAAAGCGGUGCCUCCGUUGACUGAAGAAGAAAAACAGGCACGCAACAAGGCGUACAAGGAGAAGAAGCAGGCGAUUGUCGCUGAGAAGAAGCGCAAGAAGGACGAGGCUCGCCAACGCCAACAGGAACAGGAGGAAGCGCUUAAUAACGGCACCGACGAGCUGGCAGCGGCGACGCUGACGGCUCAGGCUCCGGCAGAGACUGCUGCUGCCACCAAGGUGCCUGACGGCGAGCCGUCGCCCGACACCGUCUUCGUCACCAACCUCGACUACCGGGUGACGGUGCUGACAUUAAAGGGUUUGUUUAAGGACCUUGAGCCCAAAUGGGUGUACAUUCCCUUGCGCAAGACGCAGUGGAAGGGCCGUCAACAGGGGCGUAGAGCCUACAACAAGGGGAUUGCCUUUGUCAAGUUCCCGCUGCUGGAGCUCCAGAAGAAGGCGAUUGCCGAAUUCAACGGCGCCGAGGUGCUGGGGCGUAAUAUCGUCGUCGACGUGGCGAUAAAUACUCGGGCCAACGAUGCCGAACGGGCGGAAGAGGCCGACGCCGCCGCCGAUGACGAGCUGCUGAAGCCGGCUCAAAACGGCGAACCGGAAAAGAAGAAGCCUCGGGCCAAGUCGCGGGCCAAAAAGGCGAAGACCCCUACCGACGGUGCUAAGUCGCUGAAGGAGACUGCCCCGGCGGCGGAGCUGGCAACGCCCCCGGCGGCGGAAUCCGUAGAGGCGGCGGCCGCGUCGGAGUAA
Diutina rugosa is the source of this 1002-nucleotide messenger RNA. RefSeq names its product Sbp1p (gene SBP1). NCBI's taxonomy places the organism in Eukaryota, Fungi, Ascomycota, Pichiomycetes, Serinales, Debaryomycetaceae. Bases 1 to 1002 code for a protein of 333 amino acids. The record is from RefSeq and is a predicted model, not a curated record. The transcript is spliced from 2 exons. Gene Ontology annotation, molecular function: RNA binding.